AUGGCUAGCCCGUCGGCGCUGGCGACUCUUGCGGCGACUCUGGCGGCGGCAGUGCUGCUGCUGGCCGACGGGUGCGGCGCGGCGAUGUACAAGGUGGGGGGGCUGGACGCGUGGGCGCCGCCGCCAGCCUCCAAACCCGACGUGUACGUGCAGUGGGGCAAGUCGCUCCCCUUCAAGCUCGGCGACUCCCUCUUCUUCCUCUACCCGCCGAGCCAGGACAGCGCGGUGCAGGUCACCGCCAAGGCCUUCGCCGCCUGCGACGUGUCGGACCCGGUGCUGGCGCUCGACGACGGCAACUCCGUCUUCAACCUCACCGCGCCGGGCCGGGCCUACUUCACCAGCUCCGCCGCCGGCCACUGCCGCAAGGGCCAGAAGCUGUCCGUCGACGUGCCCGCGGCCGACGGCAAGCUCCUGCCGCCCUCCGCCGACGACCAGGCCGCGCUCAAGGCCCUCGCGGCGCUCCCGCCCGCCGCCGCGCCCGUCGAGGCCCUGCCCUCGCUCUCCGACAACGGGGACGACUCUGCUGCCGGGACACGGGGGGUCGCCGGCGCCGGAUCCGCGGUGGCGCUCGCUGCUGCGGCCGCUCUGUCUCUCGCUCUGUUCCUGUAGAUUCGGGAGCUUCUUGCUUGCUGCUGCUACUCACAACUCUUCUUCCUUCCCCAUUCAUUUGAUUUUUGAUACGGACAGACGACCUUGAUGUGUAUUUGGAUUAUUAAUCGAUGUGGAUUGGCACAUUUU
Messenger RNA from Lolium rigidum, 738 nucleotides. RefSeq names its product cucumber peeling cupredoxin-like. Lineage: Eukaryota; Viridiplantae; Streptophyta; Magnoliopsida; Poales; Poaceae. Bases 1 to 609 code for a protein of 202 amino acids. Gene Ontology annotation, molecular function: electron transfer activity. The record is from RefSeq and is a predicted model, not a curated record. Gene Ontology annotation, cellular component: plasma membrane. The transcript has a single exon.